CCUGAGAAAAGCCACUCCUUUCCCAGAACACAUUAGAGAUGGUUGCAAAGCGGAGGCCAGAAAUAUGCAUUGAAACCCUAUUUAUUUUAAACCCUAUUUUAAUAUUUACAGCGCUUUUGACUUUGAAUCUGGUUUUGUUUUGGGAAAUUUGGAGAUAAAGGAGUUUACGUUGAUUUGUAUCAUAUGCUGCUUUCGGUUUAAAACGUACAAAUUCGCGGCGGCAGCUUCAGAGUAGUACUUUGGUAUUUUCUUUGUGACCCACAUCCAGAAUAAAAGAUGUGGUCUAUGGGCGUCAGCAUCUUCUUUCUGUUCUGCUAUGUUUAUCUUUCAUCUGGCAAUGGCAAAGUGCGUUUUGUCUCUAGGAACUUUUACAACAUACUCCAGUGGGACCCUGUGGAGCAUGCAUCCCCUGGGGAAGAGGUCCUCUAUAGCAUCCAUUACUGGAGUGAUGCUAAGGAGGAAGCAAAACAGAUAAAAGAGGAGUGCCAGAACAUUACUUCUCUAUCCUGUAACCUGACUGCAGAAACCCCAUCAGUUCCUGACGUUCACUACUGGGCUCACGUGUUCUCUAACGGCAGCUUACUUUACCGCACCAACAGGUUUAAACCUAUAGCAGAAACUAUUUUGGGGCCACCGAUCUUGUCUAAAUACACAACAGUGUCAUCCCUGCAUGUUAAUGUCACCCUGCCCUUGGGGCCGAAAGGAGUCUCAGUUGCAGACAUCAUAUCCAGCAGCAAAAAUGGGCCUUCCAAAACUGUAAUUGUUUACACCUUACAUAUCACCUAUCCAGAGUGGGCUGCACUGGUUAAUAAAACCACAACUGGCCAGUUCAUCAUCAACUUGAAGAACAACCAAACAAAGUACUGUGGAUAUGUGGUCUACCAGCCAACGGCUGAAUGGGGUCGCCCCAGCAGUGAGAAUGCCUCCUUCUGCGUCACACUGCCAUACGACCCUCUGAUGCUUUUGCCAUGGGUUCUCGUGAGUGCUGCUAUUCUGACGGCCAUAAUCAUAAUGGCAGUUGUGUGUAUGUGCAACUAUGUGAAGGGUGGAAUGGAAAAGAGCAUGCCACAGCUAUUGAUAACAUCCAGCACCCAGCCAAAAGUGCUGCAGUCUCUAGACAGGAAUCUCAUCAUUUCCAAACCGGAGGUCUGUGUUGCACGUGACAAAACAAUUUACACAACAAUUCGAGUAAGGCCAAAUAUGCCUUCAAUUGGGUCUGGAGGUUAUUCCCCCCAGGACAUUCACUUGCUAGGCAGCACUGGCUCCUCUGUGGACACAAGUGCACACAGUGGGGCCUCAAAUCCAGAGGACACGAGCGCCCAGUCCUCUACAAUCUACAGUGUUGUGGCUGUCCAUGUCCCUGCUGAACAGAAUGAAGACUUUCAGCAGACAACCAAUGGCAACAGAGAAACCAGGAACCUCCUAUUGUCUUCUAGUAGAGAAAGCUGUGAUAAAGGUGGAGCGAGUCCAAACCUGACCUCAAAUGGAUUACAACCGUCACCUGAUCUGGAACCUUGUGAGAACAAUCCAGCCAGGGCACUGCUGUUGCAAACAGUGCGGGAUACCAAUGGCCAACUUGUGUUGCCUUUACACCCUUUUCAGUUACAGAGCAGCACAGAUGACACAGUAUCACUUCUUAAUCCAGAGAGAAAACCCCUUUUAUCUGACCUCAUAGAUUCUAAGAAGGACGGGCCAUUGUUUGCAUCCUUGCAGAGCUGCGACAGCUCAGAGUGGUCAGACUCAGGGUGUGAUGACAGCGCCGUGUGUUCACCAACCCAUCCCUACAGCAACAACCAUUAUUUCCAAACUCAACCAGUUGCGCCUUAUUUCCACCAGGAAUGUCAGAACACACCACCUGAUAAUGCCAUUUUUAAAUCAGGUUACAAACAAAACUGGAUGCCUGCAUCCCAAGACUCUUGCGAAUACAGAAAGACAAACUAUCCGUGGACCUGGACGGGUCCCAAAAAAGAGAAGGAAGAUGAAGACAGAGGAGGAGAGCAAAUUCUUCAAGGUUGGAUGAUACAAAUUCAAGAACAAUUCUCCUCUCUAUAAUGUCUAAGGCUUGCUUUUUCACAUUUGGUUUAUCAAAUAAUGUUAGAGCAGUUCCCUCUUUUAACAAAAGAGGAGAGGAAGUUGAUGGGAGCACUGACAGGGGCUUUAGUGCCAGUACAGAACUGAAUGGGUUUGCUGUCUGCUGGGUGUCUGAUGAUGCAGAGACACAUGUUUAAACUCUCCUUCAACAUAGUUUAUCCUCAAACAAGUCAUAUUUAACAUCUGGAACUUUAAAUAAAUUGUAUAUCAAUAUGUGAUCCAUUAUGCUUUGCUGCAAAUCUGGGUUUAUUUAUUAAUCCACAAUUGUAAAAUAUAAAAAAUAAGUAUCGACAGGCCAUUGUUGGCAUCCUAACUUGUGAGUUUAAAUAAGAAAUAAUUUUGUAUACAUUGUUUACAUUGUAAAACUUUCCUUUCGAAACAAUUAACCACAUUUUUACAAACAGAAAAUGUAUUUUAAAAGAUGUUAAAUUGUUGAAAGCUAAACCCAAAGUUUACAUCUAUCAUUACUGAUAUAAUCUACUCUGGACUUCCGUUGUCAUGUUUUAGUGUAGAUGAGGGAUGGGAAUGUAGCAACUACGAUACAAAGUUCAAAGUGUCCCUUAAUCCAAAUAUUUCAGUGUAUCUCAGUAUAUUAAACAUAAACUUGCUAUGAUUGUCUAAAAGUUGAGUUCAGACAGCUAGAAUCUUUUUGGUUUGCAUAAUGAAAAAACAAAUCAUAUCUGUCAUGUUGUAAGUGGUUUGAAAUGCAUUAAAUAUAUUUUUUAUAUUGAUUACUUUUUUCCAGUUCAACUCAGUCUGACCACUCAAAUCCGUUUAUAAGCAUUUUCUUUUUCAAAAGAGCUGCAAUCACACAGUAAGCCUGGGCAUUUGUGUGCCAUCACUAUAGCGUCUUAAUACACCCUUUUAAAGUACACAAACCCAAUCUGGUCAUUUUAAAAUUACAAUGUGGACAGUCAGCCUAAAAGAUUAGAUGUGAAAACAAACCCGAUUGCUUUGUGGCUGAACAAAGCAUUCAAUAAAGUCUGACACCUACUGUCACCCUUUAAGCUGUUUAAAAUGGGGUUGAAAUGGCUGAAUGUAUACUAGAAAUUAACAUAUUCAUAUUUUUACACUCACCAACAUAUUUAAGAAUUUUUAGUACAUAAAAAGAAACGUACAUAUCUCUGACUCACACAGGUCAUGAACUUCUUUUGAUAGUCUUAUUGUUUGCUUUUCUUUCAGGGAAAUAAAAUACAGUUUGUAAAGUUAAUAGAGAAGGUGGGGUCAUGGUGCAACCUAAACCAAACUGAUAACAGCAAGGUUUGCAAUAGCCUGAGCACAAUCUUUUAUACACAGUUGCAAAAUAAUGACGUCGGGUGUAUUGAAACAGUGUGACAGGAGUCACAUAUUGACACAUUGUAGAUGUACAAUACAGACUGUGUUGUACAUCUGUAUUGUGGACAAAAGUGUGCAGAUGGAAGGCAAAUAAAUGAAUAAAUAGUCUACAAAAUUACACCUUUGU
This is a messenger RNA of Etheostoma cragini (Arkansas darter), 3553 nucleotides long. RefSeq names its product interferon lambda receptor 1 (gene ifnlr1). The record is from RefSeq and is a predicted model, not a curated record. The transcript is spliced from 7 exons. The coding region runs from base 277 to 2052 and encodes 591 amino acids. Lineage: Eukaryota; Metazoa; Chordata; Actinopteri; Perciformes; Percidae. Gene Ontology annotation, molecular function: protein binding.